GCGGUGCUGGUGUUACUCCUCUCCUCCUCUGCCUUCUCUGACUUCUCCUCCUCUUCCUCUUCAAGUCCACUCUCUGCCACAUUCAUUCAAACUCCUGUCUUCCACCACCUCUUCCGGUUUUUUGUCGCAAGACUUAAGACUUAAGACUUCAUUCAGACUUCUGACUUUCUUCCACUCAACUUUCUCCAAUAUUCCACAAACAGUCGCAGCCAUGUCUAAGGAAACAGAACAACAGCAAGAGCAAAAACGCCUCGCCGAGGCUUUCCCCGAGAAGCCUCAGAACCUCUCGCAGGCGAUCAAUACGGCUACCAGGGACCUCCAUGACAUCGUAAACCACUUGAUCGUCCAGCGCUUCAUGCUCGGCCUGCGCGACUACCGCCUUUACCGCGAAGGGAUUCUUUCCUUCUACCACGUCUACUCUGCCUUCGAGCGGACCUGGGCACACCUCCUCGCCAACGCCUCCCUCGUCAAGCCACACAUCUACACCGCUUUGCAGGCACUGUCUGAUCCUCGCCUCACGCGCGCUCCUGCCAUCGCUCUAGACUUGACGUACCUCUACGAUGCCCAACGGUUCGAUCCGGAUGCCCCAGCGGAUGCCAACUCUGUGCGCGGCGAGUGUGUAGCGCACAUCGAGAAGGUUCUGCUGGAGAAGCCCCAUCUACUGCUGGCUUAUGCGCACAAUUACUACAUGGCCCUCUUUGCCGGCGGAAAGAUGCUGCUGAGGCAGAUUCUCAUGGCAAAGGACUUUUUUCCCGUCAAGGCGCCGGCCGGCGAUAGCGAUGAGGCCAAGGCGUUUUCUACCAACAUGUUUGUCUUCCCUGUGGAGACGGGCAAGGAGGAGAGUCUGCGCGCGAAGUUCAAGGCUGCUAUGGAGCUGGCAGAGGAAAACUUGAGUGAGGAGGAGAAGACUGAAAUCAUCCAGGAGUCCAGACACAUCUACCAGAUGAACGAGCGCCUUGUCCGAGAGCUCGAUGAGAUCUGUGGAUCCCUCGCUAUACCGGCAGCACAGCUAGAUCGGGCCAAUGAAACCCUGAGUUUUGUUGCUCAAUACAAGCUGCUAUUGAUUCUGGUUGCCGUCACUACCCUCUCGGUUCUUAGGUAUUACCUCUGAGCGUAGGGUGGCGUCUUUCCC
Tricharina praecox is the source of this 1132-nucleotide messenger RNA. RefSeq lists its product as uncharacterized. Gene Ontology annotation, molecular function: heme oxygenase (decyclizing) activity. Gene Ontology annotation, biological process: heme oxidation. The transcript has 3 exons. The record is from RefSeq and is a predicted model, not a curated record. The coding region runs from base 212 to 1111 and encodes 299 amino acids. NCBI's taxonomy places the organism in Eukaryota, Fungi, Ascomycota, Pezizomycetes, Pezizales, Pyronemataceae.